UUCUUAAUGCAGAGAUAGAUGGGUAGAGAUAAUAAGCGGACUCACUGGCCGACAGCACAGAGGACGGAGCCAUGAGCGACCCGACCACGGAGGUGCCUGUAGUGGGGUUUUUAAAUAAUUUACAUAUCCGUUACAAGGACGAGGAAGGAACCGUGCUGUAUGAGUCCUACAUCCCUCCCUCCCGGGACGCCAUCCACCUGCCCACCUACAUCCUCUACCUGCUCAUAGCCGUCUCCGUCCUCUUCGGGGUUCUCUAUGCCAUCAUCGGCCACCUCAUCAAAGACCUCCUCCAUGAUAUUGCAGACUGGCUGCUGGGGGAGCAGCCCGAGGAGGUGGUGGUGAACUACUGCGAGGCCAAGGACAAGUUCAUGGUGGACUGGUCCCCAGAAACCUCCCCUGAGCUGGAGGCCAUGGCCCUGGCGGAGGAGAACAAGAUAUGCCUACUUGACAGGGACUUUAUGAAAGCUCCUGCUAUCUGGAUCAUCUCCACGGAGCCUCGGCGGGGUUCCAAGUCGGGACCCCGCGUGGUUUUUGGGAAGACGACUUAGUUUUGCGGUGAUAAAUAAAUGCUGAAGAUGAAAUCAGAUCAGACACACUGGUGCAGAUCUUUUAUAGGCGAUGUAAUAUCAUAACUGAGAUGAUGAUUGUGGUUAAUCAUUAUUGUUUGAAAAUUUACGUUGAAAUAAUUCUUUGAUGAGCUUUCUUCGUCGAGGUUGAAUUAUUGUGGUUCUUUGAUGACAUCUAGCGUUUUUUCUCGGUCAUUACAACUGACUGAAACUGUUAAUUACACAAACGCCAUAAAAUAGAUGUAAUCCGGGCAUGCCUUACAUAAAAUGUUAUUUCGUGAAAAAAAAAGAUAGCUUCAGAAUUGUACUUUUUCUUUUAAAUUAACAUAGCCUAAUAUGUGUAUUGCACCAAUCACCACAACAAAUUCCUUGUGUGUGUUUAACAAACUUGGCAAUAAACCUUUUUCUGAUUCUGA
Molecule: messenger RNA, 982 nt
Organism: Cololabis saira (Pacific saury)
Lineage: Eukaryota; Metazoa; Chordata; Actinopteri; Beloniformes; Belonidae
Exons: 2
Coding region: 72-548 (158 amino acids)
Source: RefSeq, a predicted model, not a curated record